Messenger RNA from Brettanomyces bruxellensis, 2874 nucleotides. RefSeq lists its product as uncharacterized. The transcript has a single exon. The record is from RefSeq and is a predicted model, not a curated record. The coding region runs from base 1 to 2874 and encodes 957 amino acids. Gene Ontology annotation, biological process: purine nucleobase catabolic process. Gene Ontology annotation, cellular component: cytoplasm. Lineage: Eukaryota; Fungi; Ascomycota; Pichiomycetes; Pichiales; Pichiaceae. Gene Ontology annotation, molecular function: allantoinase activity.
AUGGAGUGGGAAAAGACUUUUACCUUACCGCCUGAUGGUACAAGAGGAAACCUAAUGAGAGUCACGAUAGCGAUUGGCUUAGUCUUUGCUCUUAUCCAUGUUUUUCUUCCAUCCGAUGCCUACCUUAAAAAUUUGUUCAGUUCAAACAAAGUUUUCAUAGAUAGCCUCCCAAGGUCACAAUCCUUAUCCUCUACAAGAUUCUCGGACGGACUGAGAAAAUGCCGAAACAGAUAUAUUUUCCCUCAAAAAAUAGACCCUGAACACAGACAAGAAAAUCCAAGGUAUCAUAUAUAUACGAAUGAUACAUCAACACUCGGUACAAACUUCUCGUUUGUGAUUAAGAAUGCCACAGUACUUGAUGGGGACGGAAUCCUCAGAGAUGGACCUGCAGAUGUGUAUAUCGAUAAAGGAAUGAUUUAUGGAGUUGUGGACAGUGGAUCAAAAAUAUCACAAUUCUUGAUGGAGUCUGUUAAGCCACAUGAUAUAAUUGAUGCUAAAGGAAAAUAUGUCACACCAGGAUUGGUUGAAAUGCAUUCACAUGUUGGUAUCUGCACGCAGCCUGAGUUACGAGGAGUGAAUGAUAUGUUUGAGUUAAUGAACCCAACAACUCAAUUUACAAAAACUUUGGAUGCAUUCAACAUUGGUGAUCCUGCAAUCAAGCUUAUAAGUUAUGGAGGUGCAACGUCCUCAUUAGUAUUACCUAGUGCAAAUCUUAUAUCAGGAGAGGGCUUCGUUUUUAAGAUGCUGGUUCCACCAUCAAGGUCAGUAGAAGAAAUGCUUCUUCAAUAUGAUCCAAACGAUGUUAGUCCAAAUCUUUCAGUUAAUAGGCAGCGGUGGAUGAAGAUGGCCUGCGGAGAGAAUCCUAAAAAAAGAUUUGUUGCAAAUCCAUCAGCUCCAAAAUCUAGGAUGGGUCUAGGUUUCUUAUUCAGAAGCACUAUGGAAAAGGCCCAGCAUCUGAAAGAAGAACAAGAUUUAUGGUGUGAUGCAAUCGAACAAGGUUUAACACCAAAAACUCCAAGCUUCCCUGAAAAUUCCGAGUACGAUCUUUUGGUUGAACUCCUUAGGGGAAAGGUUAGGACAAAUUCCCACUGCUACGAGACGUUUGAUAUUGAAACUCUUUUCAGGCAUGCCAGGGAAUUUGGCUUUAACAUUACUGCAGUUCAUCAUGCUUUAGAUGCAUAUAAGAUUCCAGAAAUAAUCAGAAGACAACCUGGAAAUGUGAGUAUUGUUACUUUUGCAACGGAAUGGGGUUUCAAGAAGGAAGCGUUUCAAGGAAGUGUUUUCAGUCCAAAGAUUUUGAAUGAUAAUAACAUAACCAUUGCUCUGCAUACGGAUCAUCCUGCAAAUGGUGGCCAAGAUUUGAUUAUUCAAGCACAAAUAGCACAUAGCUUUGGCCUUCCAGCUGAUAAAGCAUUUUCUGCUAUUUCCGGAACAGCUGCAAAGAUUCUUGGUUUAGAUGACCGAAUUGGAUAUCUUAGAAAAGGCUAUGAUGCAGAUUUAGUCUUGUGGGAUAGACAUCCUCUGCAGGCAGGUUCAAGUCCACUCAAAGUUUAUAUUGAUGGUGUUUCUGUUUUAAAUGUACCAAUCCCGGAUGAAAAUAAAGAUGAUGAUCUCAUUUCCUUACCAGGCUCCCUGGAGGACAUUACUACUGAUAAAAAAGCAUUAAGGUGCCUUGAAGGAUCUCAGGAAUUUGUCGUGAAAGGAAUAAAGCAGUCAUUUUUAAAGUCGUUACCAUCGGGGGCCUCUAAUAUAACAAAAGAAAUGGUCGUCAAGGGUGGUGAAGUUCUUUGUUUCCAGCAAGACUGUUCUGAAUUCUACAGCGCAAUUCAUUCCAACUGUACGAAAAUAAUAACCUUGAAGGAUGGCUAUGUUGUGCCGGCAGGAACUGCUCUUACUACAACUCAUGGUAUUACAGAAAUGCCAUCGGAACUUUCAACUGGAGAUGGGGACGUUAUGGAUUUUGUGAAUAACAACAUUUUGGAUGAUUUCAGUGAUCCAGAGAAAGUAGUUGCUGCAAAAAAUGGUCUUCAUCUUGAAAGUAAACAUCUUAAAUGGGCCCAUAACUCCGGUGUUCUAAAGAUAAUCACACCUCCUUUGAGAAAUGAGGGUAAAAAAUUCUUAACUGGUAUCAGUACAGCUUUCAGAUCGGAUGCAACCGAUUUAAAUGGAAUUAUUAAGGAAAAUGUUGCCAUACACUUUACAAUAGGUGAUUUAGGAAAGCAAAUACUUUUGCCUACAGUUUCUUUACAAAUCCAGACCCUAAGGAAACUUCUACUAGAGAAUAAGGGCAAAGCAAAUGCAUAUGGAGAUGCAUUCAGAGGUGAACUCCCCAUUGCAUUGCAUACAAACAGUAAGGAUGUAAUCCUUCAACUUAUAAAGCUUAAAAAUGAACUUAAAACACCAUACUUUAUUAUAGUUGGAGGUGUUGAAGCACAUCUUGUCGGAAAGCAAUUGGCGGAAAAUGGUAUCCCGGUAGUUUUAGAGCCUUGGAGAUGCCAAAGAAAAUAUUGGGAUGAAAGAAGAUGUUUAACUGGAUUACAUGGAACCCCAACCGCUAUUACUGCACUCAAGAAAGCGGGCGUGAAAUUUGCGAUUGCAGUCGAUGAAGACAAGUUAGUGAGACUCCUUUACCAGGAAGCUACAAUCGCAAAAGCAAGAUCCGAUAUAACAAGUUAUGAAGCUUUAAAAGCUAUAUCUUACGAUGUUGAAGAUAUCUUUAAAAUCAACGACUUUAUUAACAGUUUAGAUUUUCUCGUUACUGAAGGACAUCCACUUACUUAUGGAUCUCAAAUAGUUGCAAUAGUGGAAAAUGGUACACUAACUGACGUGUAUCCAGAUUUGGAACCUGAGUUCGAAGUAUCGCCCACUUAUUGA